AUAAAUGUGAACACACAUGCUCUUUCACAGUUGUUGAAUCUUGAGAGUUAGCGAGAGAGACAAAUAUCCAUCCAUCCAUCAAGGAGGCUGCUGAAGGCGAGGGCUCUGACUCCGAGCGUGGAGAUCGACGACGACCGCGCCAUGGCAGGCGCCACCAACGGCGGCAACAACGGCGGCGGCGGCGGCGGGAAGGUGAUCAGCAUGCCGCUGCAGUACUUCUGCGUGCUGGCGGCGGUGGUGGUGUUCGUGAUGGUGCUGUCACUGUCCUUCAUGUCGCCGGCGGCCAUGGUGGCCGUCCGCCAGAACCUCGGCUCCUCCGCGGCGGCCGCCGCCGCCCCUCGCAGCAGCAGCAGCAAUAGCACCAGCAGCGGCGCCGCCGGCCUGGCCGCGGCAUCACCGAAGGAGAAGGAGAAGGAGAAGGAGAAGGAGCAGGAGCAGGCGCGGCGGCCGCCGCCUGUGGUGCUGUUCAACUUCGGCGACUCCAACUCCGACACCGGCGGCGUGGCGGCGGCCAGCGGGAUACGGAUCAUGCCCCCGGAGGGCCGCACCUACUUCCACCGCCCCACGGGCCGGCUCUCCGACGGCCGCGUCAUCAUCGACUUCAUCUGUGAGAGUCUGGGCACGCAUGAGCUGAACCCAUACCUCAAGGGAAUUGGUUCAGACUACAGCAACGGCGUCAACUUCGCCAUGGCGGGCUCCACAGUGACCCACCGCGCCUCUGACUACUCCCUGAACGUCCAGGUCGACCAGUUCGUCUACUUCAGGCACAGAUCCCUUGAGAUGUUUGAACGAGGACUGAAAGGCCCGGUGAGCAAGGAGGGGUUUGAGAACGCUCUGUACAUGAUGGACAUUGGCCACAACGACAUGGUCGGUGUGGCGCACACACCGUCCGAUCAGUGGGACAAGAAGAUCACAGAGAUCGUCGGCGAGGUCAGACAAGCCAUCUCGAUUUUGUAUGACAAUGGAGCGAGGAAGUUCUGGAUCCAUGGCACGGGCGCCCUGGGGUGCCUGCCGGCGCUGGUGGUGCAGGAGAAAGGGGCCGAGAAGGACAAGCACGGCUGCAUCGCCGGCGUCAACAGAGCUGCCAAGGCGUACAACAAGAAGCUCAGCCAGCUCUGUGACGACCUCCGGUUCCACCUCAAGGGCGCCACCGUCGUGUACACCGACAUGUUCGCCAUCAAGUACGACUUCGUCGCCAACCACACCAAAUACGGGAUCGAGUGGCCGUUCAUGGUGUGCUGUGGCAACGGCGGACCGCCGUACAACAUGGAUCAGGGAAAGCCUGGCUGCGGCGACCUGUGCCCGCCGGAGGCGAAGGUGGUGAGCUGGGACGGCGUGCACUUCACGGAUUUCGGCAGCGGCCUUGCUGCCAAGCUUGCCAUGAGUGGGGAGUACUCCAAGCCCAGGGUGAAGCUGGCGAGCUUGAUCCAUGGCGGAUCCAAGAAAGCGUCAGAUUCUUGAUAUGGUUCAUCAUUGAUCGAGUUGUGACCUUUUGGAUCCACAUCUAUAGAAGAUGGAAGAUGGGUAACGGUGAUGAACUGAAGAGACGAUGAAGGUUGUCGUGGUUGGAGGGAGGAGAUGUUGCAUCAGGCUGUUUCUUGACGUCGAUUGACUCCUUGUACACAGAAGUACAGAAGGCAAAGUAGCAAUGGAAAUGAUCACUUGCAAUUGCAAGGUUAAGUUAAUUUUGGUGUCUUCUUUUGGAUUUUGUGGUUGGUGCAGAGUACAAAAGUUUUGUACCUUUGUUGUACGUGUAUAGACUAUUUAUGAUAGUUAUUACAAGCUCCCAAAGGAAAUAUGAUGUGUUUCGUCAUUUCAUUC
Molecule: messenger RNA, 1821 nt
Organism: Sorghum bicolor (sorghum)
Lineage: Eukaryota; Viridiplantae; Streptophyta; Magnoliopsida; Poales; Poaceae
Product: GDSL esterase/lipase At1g09390
Exons: 5
Coding region: 142-1461 (439 amino acids)
Molecular function (GO): hydrolase activity, acting on ester bonds
Source: RefSeq, a predicted model, not a curated record